Messenger RNA from Annulohypoxylon maeteangense, 623 nucleotides. RefSeq lists its product as uncharacterized. The transcript has a single exon. The coding region runs from base 41 to 250 and encodes 69 amino acids. The record is from RefSeq and is a predicted model, not a curated record. Lineage: Eukaryota; Fungi; Ascomycota; Sordariomycetes; Xylariales; Hypoxylaceae.
AUCUCUCGGUGUUUGGCACAUCUUAUUUGUUCUGGGACGGAUGGUUCGUCGCAAUAUAUGCAUGUACCUUUUUGUUUACGAGCUGCUCGCACUUCUCGGGCUCUUUCCAAAUGAUCCGAACACAGUUUUUUACCUACCAUAUGCGGUUUAUAACAACUGGGGGCACUGCAUAGCUCCUCUAUAUGCGCCUUGCAUUUCGUUAUAUUUCCAAAACGCGGCUCGUUACAUUGACUAUAUAAGCAUAGUCUGAGUUCCGUUUUGCGCGUGCGUUCCUCGGCCUCCUCAAGCUGGUUCAUCAGAUGAUUAAGACACUUGGUCAUGUUAGGAGCAUUUGGUUCUUCGCAAGAGGUAACUUUACAAAUAUCAGCGCUUUUCGAAGCAUGAUAUUGUCCGCUAGCCAUGUCGAGAUGAUGGUGGCAUUGUUUCCUAUUUUCCGCGUGUGGAUUACGACAGCCACGCUCGGAACAUAACAAGUCGGAUUCCAUUAUUGAGACGGACUCUAGUGGUGAAUCCAUCUUUUAUGAAUUGAGUUUUGGUUUCCUUUGUCGACCGUUUGAGAGUUAUUUUGUGUGCUUGUGUCCGCCUAUAUAUAUUCAUUAGCUAUCUUUAGUUGUUUCCUUGAG